Messenger RNA from Drosophila gunungcola (fruit fly), 477 nucleotides. RefSeq lists its product as uncharacterized. NCBI's taxonomy places the organism in Eukaryota, Metazoa, Arthropoda, Insecta, Diptera, Drosophilidae. The transcript has a single exon. The coding region runs from base 120 to 452 and encodes 110 amino acids. The record is from RefSeq and is a predicted model, not a curated record.
AAACUAUUGGUGACUAAGCAAACUUUGAUAAAUCUGUCACAAAUAAAUGGCAUAACACAUUUCAUUUUUGAAGGGCGAGUAUUCUGAUCAUUUUUGACUUAUCCGAGUUUUUCUUGAGAAUGUAUUCAAUUUAUUUGAGGGAUGAUGUGGCUGCUUAUGAGGAAGUGGAUGAUAGUCAGCUGGGUGUGUCUGCCAAAAUAACACCCGAGCAAAGAGCUGAAAGCGAGUUGCAAUCUAUCAUCUUUUUGGCACAGCAGGAGCACGAGGCCCGUACCCUUCAACAAGUAAUGACCGCGAUCAAACUACGCAAGAAGGAGGAGUUGACUAAUCCAUUACCCAGAAGUUUUGUCCGAAACAGAAAAGUAUUUGAUGAGGACGUCAGAGUUCUGCUGGGACAAAUCGCUUCAAACGAGGAGAAUAGCGAUGAAGAUGACGAGGAAUCUAUUCAAUAAAGUGUCUUAAAGGCUUAAACGUUUA